Molecule: messenger RNA, 1162 nt
Organism: Spodoptera litura
Lineage: Eukaryota; Metazoa; Arthropoda; Insecta; Lepidoptera; Noctuidae
Gene: Iyd
Product: Iodotyrosine deiodinase
Cellular component (GO): plasma membrane
Molecular function (GO): oxidoreductase activity
Source: RefSeq, a predicted model, not a curated record
GCGAACGAACACGCACGAGUUUACUGUGUUCACAAAAUAUAAUUAAAUAAAAUGAAUGUGAUAUCGUUAGCAAUAUGGACUUUAGAAAAAAACUGUUUCAUAGUUUACAGCGGACUCAUAGUUUGUUUUAUAGCGUUUACAUUGUAUCAUAAGAAUAAAUUGGAAGAAUAUUACAGUGAAACAUCGAAAAAGGAGAAAAUGGCGCGCACUGGAACUGGCGGGAAAGCGCGAGACUUUCAAGACGACGGCGACGAGGAUCCUGAUCUCCUAGUGCCAGCGAUCCCAGAAGACACUCCUCAGAUCCCCUACAGUCCUCCACAAAGGUCUGAUGAUGAGAUCCUGCAGAGGUCACGGGAGUACUACGAGCUGAUGGCUGAGAGGAGAACCGUGAGGUCUUUCAGUCCAGAACCAAUACCACAGGAGGUGCUAGAUAAUCUUAUUAAAACCGCUGGAACAUCACCAUCAGGUGCUCACACAGAACCUUGGACGUUCAUCGUGGUCCAGGAUCCAGAAAUGAAAUCUGCUAUACGGGAGAUAGUAGAAGAAGAAGAAGAAUUGAAUUACAACCAGAGAAUGUCGCGGCAGUGGGUGACGGACCUGAAGCCAUUUGCCACAAAGCCUGUGAAGCCAUACUUAUCUGAUGCUCCAGCAUUGGUGCUGGUCUUCCGACAGACGCACUCUUGGAGGGAAGAUGGAAAGAAGAGGAUGCACUACUAUAGUGAAAUCAGUACGGCGAUAGCUGCUGGAAUAUUACUUGCUGCUAUCCAGUACUGCGGUCUGGUAGCCCUUACUUCAACACCAUUAAACUGCAACGCGCGUCUCCGAGACCUGUUGUCCAGACCUGUGAAUGAAAGACUAGAGCUCCUCCUACCAGUGGGAAGACCACACAAGGAAGCCACGGUUCCAGACCUUCAACGAAAGAAACUUGAAGAAAUUAUGGUUAAGAUAUGAUAAAAGUCUGAUUUUGUGAUAAUUUUGUAUGUAUAUAAUGCUCCUAUCUUACGGGAAGGUGUUAUCUAUUAGAUAAGUGUGUUUGCAUUCCCGUGGAAUGCUGUUUAUAUGUUACAAAGUCUGAUAGGCACCCGAGUUACUUUUGUAUAGAAUCGCGGAUCGUUAUUUUGAUAAAUUGUAUUGAAAUAAAUACCUAAUUACAAAAGUUCAA